ACUUUGCGUGCGUGUUUGCGUGCAGCGGAGGUGGCGGCGCUGGCAGGUCGGAUCUCGGCGCUGGUGUGUUUGGAGCUCCUGUGUUGGCUGUCGCUGUCCGGCUGUCUUGGGCUGCCGAGUAGAGGAGGCACCGGCCCAAGCACCUCGGCAGCCGACGGAGCUGGACGCGGGGCGUGGCUGGAGGGUGGGCGAGCGCGUGGCGGAGGGUGCCGCGCGGGCAGGCGGGAGGGCGCCCGUGAGGGAAAGAGGCGGGGGCGGCGGGUCAGCCGCGGGCCGGGCCGGCCAGGGGAUGUCGAUGCCUGACGCGAUGCCGCUACCCGGGGUCGGGGAGGAGCUGAAGCAGGCCAAGGAGAUCGAGGACGCCGAGAAGUACUCGUUCAUGGCCACCGUCACCAAGGCGCCCAAGAAGGUGCGGGGGCUCCGGGUGGUGGCGGGGGCCUAGGACCUGGCCUCGCGGAAGCGGCGCGAGCAAGCCCGGGCUCGGGUUCCGGCUAGUUUGGGACUUAAGGGGGUAUGGUUUGGGGUGUUCAGGAACAACUGACGUGGUGGGCGGGGGAGGCGGCUGAGCGGCCCCCGGCCUAACCCGGGCUGAAAAGGCCGACCCUGACCUCCCUUUCCUUUGUCCCUGGGCCCUACUUCUCCGUGAUCUUUCUGAAACGCGACAGGGCCAGGCCUCAAAUUUGCAGCUGACUUUUUCUGGUUGAAUGGCCUUGAAGAUGAGAGUGGGAGGGGGUGAACCAACUCAGCUGACCCCUGUGACCAACCCAGGGGAUGGGGGUGUUAAAGAACAUCUCCUUUCAGCAAAUCCAGUUUGCUGAUGACAUGCAGGAGUUCACCAAAUUCCCCACGAAGACAGGCCGAAGAUCUUUGUCUCGCUCCAUCUCACAGUCCUCCACGGACAGCUAUAGUUCAGCUGCAUCCUACACAGAUAGCUCUGAUGAUGAGGUUUCUCCCCGAGAGAAGCAGCAAACCAACUCCAAAGGCAGCAGCAAUUUCUGCGUGAAGAACAUCAAGCAGGCAGAAUUUGGACGCCGAGAGAUUGAGAUUGCAGAGCAAGACAUGUCUGCUCUGAUUUCACUCAGGAAACGUGCUCAGGGGGAGAAGCCCUUGGCUGGUGCUAAAAUAGUGGGCUGUACACACAUCACAGCCCAGACAGCGGUGUUGAUUGAGACACUCUGUGCCCUGGGGGCUCAGUGCCGCUGGUCUGCUUGCAACAUCUACUCAACUCAGAAUGAAGUGGCUGCAGCACUGGCUGAGGCUGGAGUUGCAGUGUUUGCUUGGAAGGGCGAGUCAGAAGAUGAUUUCUGGUGGUGUAUUGACCGCUGUGUGAACAUGGACGGGUGGCAGGCCAACAUGAUCCUGGAUGAUGGGGGAGACUUAACCCACUGGGUUUAUAAGAAGUAUCCAAACGUGUUUAAGAAGAUCCGAGGCAUUGUGGAAGAGAGCGUGACUGGUGUUCACAGGCUAUAUCAGCUCUCCAAAGCUGGGAAGCUCUGCGUUCCUGCCAUGAAUGUCAAUGAUUCUGUUACCAAACAGAAGUUUGAUAAUUUGUACUGCUGCCGAGAAUCCAUUUUGGAUGGCCUGAAGAGGACCACAGAUGUGAUGUUUGGUGGGAAGCAAGUGGUGGUGUGUGGCUAUGGUGAGGUAGGAAAGGGUUGCUGUGCUGCUCUCAAGGCCCUUGGGGCAAUUGUCUACAUCACAGAAAUUGACCCCAUCUGUGCUCUGCAGGCCUGCAUGGAUGGGUUCAGGGUGGUAAAGCUAAAUGAAGUCAUCCGGCAAGUUGAUGUCGUAAUAACUUGCACAGGAAAUAAGAAUGUAGUGACACGAGAGCACUUGGACCGUAUGAAAAACAGUUGUAUCGUAUGCAAUAUGGGCCACUCCAACACAGAAAUUGAUGUGACCAGCCUCCGCACCCCAGAGCUGACAUGGGAGCGCGUACGUUCUCAAGUGGACCAUGUCAUCUGGCCAGAUGGCAAACGUGUUGUCCUCCUGGCAGAGGGUCGUCUGCUCAAUUUGAGCUGUUCCACAGUUCCCACCUUUGUUCUGUCCAUCACAGCUACAACACAGGCUUUGGCACUGAUAGAACUCUAUAAUGCACCUGAGGGACGAUACAAACAGGAUGUAUACUUGCUUCCUAAGAAAAUGGAUGAGUACGUCGCCAGCUUGCAUCUGCCAUCAUUUGAUGCCCACCUGACAGAGCUGACAGAUGACCAAGCAAAAUAUCUGGGACUCAAUAAAAAUGGGCCAUUCAAACCCAAUUAUUACAGAUACUAAUGGACCAUAUUACCAAGGACCAGUCCACAUGAACCACACGACUCUAAAAGAAAUAUUUUUUAAGAUAACUCUUAUUUUCUUCUUACUCCUUUCCUCUUGAUUUUUUUCUAUAAUUUCAUUCUUGUUUUUCAUCUCAUUAUCCAAGUUCUGCAAACCACACAGGAACUUGCUUCAUGGCUCUUUAGAUGAAACUGAGGUUCAAAGUUCCUCACCCUAGUUACUAAAGAAGGAUUUUACUCCUAGCCCAGAAAGCUGAUUCUUUCUUUACUAUUUCUGGGGACUUUAGUCUUAAUUUAGGUACCUUAUUAACAGGAAAUGCUAAGGUACCUUCUAUGUGGAACAAUCUGCAAUGUCUAAAUCGCCUUAAAAGAGCCCAUUUCUUAGCUGCUGAAAUCAGUGCUCUUUCACUUCUUCAGAGGAGCAGGGAUGCUACCUACCAGCCAGGUAGGUUAGAUGUAGGUGGUGCAUGUUCAUUUCCCAUAGAAGUUCCAAGCCCUGUUUCCUGUGUACAGUGGUAUGUCUGGUUCAGAGAUGUGUACUAGUGAGUGUUGCUCAUUAAGAUUCAGAAGGCUCCCUUGGCUUUAUAGUACAGCCCUGCCACCAUUCCCACCAGACUCUCAUUUUUCUAGUUGUUAAGCACAUUACACUCGAUUAAGUUGAAGGUUGUCCCCUAGCAUUUAUUUCUGUUGUACAAAAAAAAAGGAAAAAAAUUUAAUAUUAACUCUGGGACUGCUUGGGUGGUUAGUUGUUACCAAUUUCUCUUUUGAACCUUUGGAACUAAGGUCACCAAGUUGAGUUCAGUGGAAUGAAAAGUCUCAAACUCUACUAAGUCCCUCUGUUUCUAGCCCAUAGUUUAUAGCAUCAAUGAACUGGAGCCAUAAUAGCAAAUUCUAUCAGCUCUGACCUAUACAGCUUGUGCUGAAGGCAAAUUUAUUAAGCCAUUACUCAAUAUAAAGCACUGAGCUCUAUCUUUAGGAUUAUCCUUUAAGAGCAAAUUUCUGGUCAGCUGUGCUUCUGCAACCUAAAAUACUUAAAGGAAGGUAGGUGUGGAUGGGAGGAGGAAUAAUGCAUUGGGCCAGGGUGAGCGAAAUGUAGCUUCAUACAAUUUAGACAUUAAUUUUAUAGCAGUGAUACACUUUUGAUUAAAACAUACCACAAAAAGUUUAUGAACUAAGAUCUUAAAGGGCAGUUUAUGUGUAGAGAAAGUAAUCAGUACAUCCUGGCUUGUGUGUUGAAGGAAUCCCCAGAGAGUUUCUCUCGAAGAUCAGAGAGACACGUUCUCAUGCCAUGCACCCUGCUUACCAGCAUUUCUGCAUGGUCAAAUGAGCAUUACGCUCAUGAGAUUUAAGUAUGUAAUUACCCAGGAUUUGAAAUCCUCAACUUGUUCUAGCUUGUGAUCCUUCAAAGUUGGGUCAUAUAUUACUGCUGGACACUGGAAGUUUUCGUUUCUCUCGUUCCAUUGAUUAGAGAGGCAGUAAAAAACAGGAACAUAGAAAAGCUUUCACCCUGCAGCUUCCUAGCAGGGUACAAUUGUCUUGCCAAAACGUUCUUCCCUUGUCCCAUUUCUCCCUACCCAGUCCCCUCCUACUCCUUGCCUGUAUGACCAUGCUUUCUUCUCUAUAGAUGCUAACAGUCAAAGCCCUUUUUCCUAGGGCACUUAGCCAGCCAGUCAGAACACCACAUCUGUUAAGGGAGGUAACCUGGCCAACAGUGUAUCCACUGUGUCAGCUCUAUUGAGGAAGGGGCCUAAGUUCUGCUGCCUCUGGCCUGCUCCCUGAUUCCAUGUCUGUUACUGUGUCCAUAGGAAUAAUAGGUAAGGGCUCCGUCGCUGUCAAACCAUGUAACAAAGGACACCUAGAAAAAUGUCUGGCAUCAGAGGGAGCAUGUGGAGAGCAACUUGGGAGGAACACGUUCAUUUUGUAUUGAAUGAUUUUUAAUGAAUGCAAUAUUAAUCCUUGCAGAUGAGCAAUAAUCAUUAAAGUCAAUUAAAAUGAUAAGACCUUA
Molecule: messenger RNA, 4278 nt
Organism: Nycticebus coucang (slow loris)
Lineage: Eukaryota; Metazoa; Chordata; Mammalia; Primates; Lorisidae
Gene: AHCYL1
Product: adenosylhomocysteinase like 1
Exons: 17
Coding region: 772-2274 (500 amino acids)
Biological process (GO): L-methionine cycle
Cellular component (GO): cytosol
Source: RefSeq, a predicted model, not a curated record